Molecule: messenger RNA, 996 nt
Organism: Torulaspora delbrueckii
Lineage: Eukaryota; Fungi; Ascomycota; Saccharomycetes; Saccharomycetales; Saccharomycetaceae
Gene: SSN8
Product: cyclin-dependent protein serine/threonine kinase regulator SSN8
Exons: 1
Coding region: 1-996 (331 amino acids)
Biological process (GO): positive regulation of transcription by RNA polymerase II
Cellular component (GO): mediator complex; nucleus
Molecular function (GO): cyclin-dependent protein serine/threonine kinase regulator activity
Source: RefSeq, a predicted model, not a curated record
AUGUCAGGAAGUUACUGGUCUUCCACUCAAAGAUACCAAUGGCAAUAUACCAAAGAAUCGCUGGCAAAAGAACGACAGAAAUUGUGGUUACUGGAGUGCCAACUCUUCCCUCAGGGACUUAAUAUUGUGAUGGACUCGAAACAAGGAGGUUUUGAUCAACCAACGACAAAAAAUAUUCCUAUCACACACAAAGACUUACAUUAUGAUAAGGAUUAUAAUCUGCGGAUCUAUUGCUAUUUUUUAAUUAUGAAAUUGGGACGAAGGUUGAAUAUUAGACAAUGCGCAUUGGCGACUGCUCACAUCUAUCUAUCGAGGUUCUUACUCAAGGUUUCUAUUCGUGAGAUCAAUCUUUAUCUAUUAGUGACUACUUGUGUCUAUUUGGCGUGCAAAGUGGAAGAAUGCCCGCAGUACAUUAGAACGUUGGUCAGUGAAGCUAGAUCUCUAUGGCCCGAAUUUGUUCCACCGGAUCCCACGAAGGUCACAGAAUUCGAGUUCUAUCUUAUUGAAGAACUGCAAAGCUAUUUGAUCGUUCAUCAUCCCUAUAAAUCGAUGGAGCAGAUAGUAAACGUUCUGAAGGAACCACCGUUUGAACUAAGAUUGUCGCAGGAUGAAUUACAGAAUUGUUGGUCACUGAUCAAUGAUAGCUAUAUCAAUGACGUUCAUCUGAUGUAUCCGCCGCACGUUAUCGCUGUUGCAUGUCUAUUUAUCACCAUUUGCAUCAGAGGCAGAACCGUCAAGAGUUCUUUGUCCAAUGUCGGUAAUAAAGGCGACAAUGUGAUGGAUACAGAUCCUAUCUUAACUCAAGUAGUGAAACAACAGGAGAUUGUCAACAGAUUUGUGGCAGAAUCGCAGGUCGAUCUAGAGGAAGUGAUGAAUACUGUGCAGGAACUAAUCACGCUGUAUGACCAUUGGGACAAGUAUCAUGAGCCGUGGAUAAAAUUUCUAUUGCAUACUCUAUACCUGAGAACAUCAGUACCGAACACAGCAAUGUCUUAA